Molecule: messenger RNA, 879 nt
Organism: Leptopilina heterotoma
Lineage: Eukaryota; Metazoa; Arthropoda; Insecta; Hymenoptera; Figitidae
Exons: 1
Coding region: 1-879 (292 amino acids)
Molecular function (GO): nucleic acid binding; zinc ion binding
Source: RefSeq, a predicted model, not a curated record
AUGAAACGACCUUUGAGCCAGAAACAACAAAUCAAGGUGGCCUACAAAGGCCUGACUCCAGCCUACCGACGCCAACUGGAUAGACUGCAGUUCGAGUCAUUGAGCCGGAUGGAGAAGAUCCUAAGGAACUACGAGAAGGCAAAGGACUUGGACGAAAGAUAUGCCCCGCCCCCACCUAAGGAAAAGAUGCGUUUUCCGUCAGCGGCCGUAAAAGAAAGGAAGAGUGGACACAAACACGUAAAGAGCGAAAAAGUGGCCGCCUUGGAGAAAGAGCCUGAGUCGAGUAAAAGCGAUCACUCCACAAAAGCCGAUAAGCCGAAGAAAAAGAAGAAGAGCCCAAAAAGUAAGAAAGAGAAAAACAAGCCAGAAGAAAAGAGUGUUGAGGCCAUCAGUCCAGCAACACCGAAUCAGAAGCCAGCAAUGGUCCAGGGUCAAGUUGUCAGUACAGCGCCACCACCAGCAGUACAAAUGCCAAUACAAUUCGCGUACCCAAUGGUUUAUCCAGGGAUGUUUCCACCUGGAAUAAAACCAAAUUACCCCAGGCCAAAUGGUUCUAAAGGACCCAAGCCGGGGCAACAUGGUACACAAGCCCAAAAUACCACUAAAGAAUUCGUCGGGGCAUGUUUCCACUGCCAGACAGUAGGACACCGAGCCAAAGACUGCCCGCAGAGAACUUGUUUCUCUUGUCAACAACAAGGACAUUACGCCAAUCAAUGUCCUCUGAAGCUAGUACAAUCACAAGCGUGUUUAGUGUGCAAAAGACCGGGGUGCAAUUUCCUAAACUGCCCAAACUGUAUGGCAGUAAGAGCCGCGAUGGGAAACGGUAUAUGGGGGGCACAGAACAGCGCUGUACCCCCCUCCAAUAAAAUCGGACAAUAG